AUGCAGAAUCAGAAUUCUCCAAGUUCUGCCGUUUUUAAUCAUAGGACGGUUUCAACUCUUCGUAAUGCUUUAGAAAUGGAAGAACAGAAAGAACAUCAGCAUAAUGUUCCAGAAGUGGAAGAACAGAAAGAGCACCAUCAGCAUAAUGUUCCAGAAGUGGAAGAACAGAAAGAACACCACCAGCAAAAUAUUCCUGAAGCAGAACUAAAUAAAUUCCGCGAGUUUUGGUGGAAAACUGGGAAUUUUCAUCCAAAGGCCCACUGGUAUGAUGCAACUUUACCAUACGUGCUUAAAACAAAUGUCACCUUGGAUGAUUAUAUUAUUCAAACAGAUAAACAUAAUAUAAAGGGGUUUUGGGAGUGGGAAAAGGAUACUGUUCGAGUUAUCGAAUUUCCUUCUCGCUUUCAUGAGGUUCCUGUCCAAGCAAUUAGUAUGGAACUUAGUGUGACGUUCUAUCCUGUGCGGGACACUUCCGCUCGCAAAGAGCCUGAUGGAUCAUUUCGACCUUCUAAAAAGCCACCAACUACUAGCAAUGGAUAUGACGGAAAGAAUUUUCCUUGGCCUAAUCUUAUAGUGGAGGUUGCUUAUGCCCAAGAAGAACGGAUGCUUAAGGAAAGAAUAGAAAACUAUUGGCUCCUUCCGAAUAGGGUUCACGACGCAAUUGGAAUUAAACUAGAAUAUACAAAAGAUGAAUCAAUUCCAACGGAGAUGACA
Molecule: messenger RNA, 714 nt
Organism: Racocetra fulgida
Lineage: Eukaryota; Fungi; Glomeromycota; Glomeromycetes; Diversisporales; Gigasporaceae
Source: the annotation of a GenBank genome assembly